GAGUUAUGGGUGCUGGCUGGAGGUCUGUGGACGCAUGGCAGGGCUCUAUCUUUCUGAGCCUCUGUUCUUGCUCCGUCCAAAGAGACAGCAGCAUGAACUCUGCCUCUUCCCCAGAGCUUGGAGGGAUGAGGGAGAAGAACAGAGAAGGCCCCUCCUGUGCAGGGAAGCUUGGGGUUCCCAGCCUCUUCCCUGCUGCAUGUGAACUUCUGUGAGGGGCCAUGGAACACGGGAAGAGGAGGUGUUUGUGUGGGGCGUCUGUGGCCAGGGAAGGGGUCUGAGCCUGGGUGAUGCUGAAGAUGAUGACCUUCUUCCAGGGCCUUGUGCCAGAGACCCUCGGCACCCCUGGAGACCGCGCCAAACCGCAGUCUUCGUCGGAGUCCGAGGCCUCCAUGUCAGAGGCGUCCUCGGAAGAUCUGACCCCGGCCCGAGAGGCCGGGGCGGCCCCCGACGGGGAGGCCGAAGGGGCUGCCAAGAAGAAGUCAAAAGGACUGGCCAACAUGUUCAGCGUCUUCACCAAGGGGAGGAAGAAGAAGAAGAGGGAGGAGAGUCAGCCUAGCCCCGCAGAGCCGGAGAACGAGCCCAAGCCAGAGCCAGCGCUGGACGGCCCACUGCCCACAGGUAGCCGGGGUCCGCGGGAG
This is a messenger RNA of Dipodomys ordii (Ord's kangaroo rat), 638 nucleotides long. RefSeq names its product tumor necrosis factor alpha-induced protein 2-like. The record is from RefSeq and is a predicted model, not a curated record. The annotation marks the transcript as partial. NCBI's taxonomy places the organism in Eukaryota, Metazoa, Chordata, Mammalia, Rodentia, Heteromyidae. The transcript is spliced from 2 exons.